This is a messenger RNA of Hippocampus comes (tiger tail seahorse), 2145 nucleotides long. It is a transcript of the gene htr1aa, whose product is annotated as 5-hydroxytryptamine (serotonin) receptor 1A a. The transcript has a single exon. Gene Ontology annotation, molecular function: G protein-coupled serotonin receptor activity. Gene Ontology annotation, cellular component: plasma membrane. The record is from RefSeq and is a predicted model, not a curated record. Lineage: Eukaryota; Metazoa; Chordata; Actinopteri; Syngnathiformes; Syngnathidae. Gene Ontology annotation, biological process: regulation of hormone secretion; regulation of behavior; adenylate cyclase-activating adrenergic receptor signaling pathway. Bases 423 to 1676 code for a protein of 417 amino acids.
GAGUGAGAUGUGAGGUGGAAGAGAGAAAGAGGAAAAAAAAAGGGGGGAGCAGUCGGCGUACGAGCGCCUCUUCAAGGGGGAGAGACCCCUGGGUCUGACGUGUGGCGAGGCUGCUGCUAUAAAAUCAUUCACGUCGUCACCGAGCUCAGAUGACUCUCGGCACCAGUGAGCGGGCAAGGCUGUCACCUCUCACGGGACACACACCCCCACAUGUAAAACAGUACGCGCGCGCGCACCCAAGCGCGCGUCAUGCGUCCUGAGAGUAACUCGCCACCUCGGCUGGAGCGCGCCAGGACGCACGCGAUGAGCACCGGUGCCGGUACCGGUAGUGGCUGAGGGACAGCCAGCUUCGCAACCCUGACAUCUUCCCGGGCUGGCUGCAUGCCCUCCCCGCGCCGAGCCGGGAAAGUUGCGCUCAAAGUAUGGAUUACCUUCCGGACAGAGGUAACAAUAGCAACGCCACCUUUGGGUACUCGUCCGGGGUGGAGGUGGUGGCGGACUGGCUGGGCUCCAACAACAACACCACCACCACCGGCGGCGGCUCCGACUCCUUCCCGUACGCGCAACUGGGCUACCAGCUCGUCACCUCGCUGCUGCUGGGCGCGCUCAUCCUGUGUUCCAUAUUCGGCAACGCGUGCGUGGUGGCGGCGAUCGCCCUGGAGAGGUCCCUACAGAACGUGGCCAACUAUUUGAUCGGAUCCCUGGCCGUGACGGACCUCAUGGUGUCGGUGCUGGUGCUGCCUAUGGCGGCCCUGUACCAGGUGUUGAACAAGUGGACGCUGGGCCAGGAGAUCUGUGACUUGUUCAUCUCUCUGGACGUCUUGUGCUGCACGUCGUCCAUCCUGCACCUCUGCGCCAUCGCCCUGGACCGCUACUGGGCCAUCACGGACCCCAUAGACUACGUCAACAAGCGCACCCCGAGGAGAGCCGCGCUCCUCAUCAGCGUCACCUGGCUGGUGGGCUUCUCCAUUUCCAUCCCGCCCAUGUUGGGCUGGAGGAGCGCCGAGGACCGAGCAGACCCGGACGCCUGCAUCAUCAGCCAGGACCCGGGCUACACCAUUUACUCCACCUUCGGGGCGUUCUACAUCCCCCUCAUCCUCAUGCUGGUCCUGUACGGGCGCAUCUUCAAGGCCGCUCGCUUCCGGAUCCGAAAGACGGUGAAGAAGACCGAAAAGGUCAAAAGUGAGCGCUGCUUGACUUUGUCCCCCGCGGUGCUCCACAAAAAAAGCAACGGGGAGGCGGGCGGCGGGAGGCCGUGCUUCAACGGCGCCGUACAGUUCGGCGACGAGGCCGAGUCCCUGGAGGUGAUGGAGGUGAGCGGCUCCAAAAGCCACCUGGCCCUGCCCAACACCCCGCAGUCGUCAUCGCACGAAAACCUCAGCGAGCGGAACUGCGGCGCCAAACGCAAAUUGGCGCUGGCCCGAGAGCGCAAGACGGUGAAGACGCUGGGCAUCAUCAUGGGCACGUUCAUCUUUUGCUGGCUGCCCUUCUUCAUCGUGGCCCUGGUGCUUCCCUUCUGCGCCGAGAGCUGCUACAUGCCCGAGUGGCUGGGUGCCGUCAUCAACUGGCUGGGCUACUCCAACUCCCUGCUCAACCCCAUCAUCUACGCCUACUUCAACAAGGACUUCCAAAGUGCUUUCAAGAAGAUAGUCAAGUGCAAAUUCCACAGGCCGUAAACCGCGCCACUCCAUUAGGUACACCUACUGCACCGUCCGCCGGCGUCCAAAUGCAAGAGCUGCAUCGGAAUCACUUUCGUUUUUUUGGUCUGAACCAUGUCUAUUACUGUGGUUGUAGUUUGCAGUGCAUCACACUGUGUGCGUAAAACAAACAAACAAAACACCAGCUAGCUGCUUAGCUUCUUCCAUUAGCAUCAAAGCUGACACAAAACUGUAAAAGUCUUUUUUUUCACCCUGCAGAUGUAAUGUUGAACUAGAGUACAAAAAGGACUGACACUGUCAGGUUUUAUUUCUUGACUUUAUUUAAUAAUUACCAUGAGUUCUUUACUGAUCUUUAACUAUUUAUGUAAUGUGGUGAUCAUAUUAGUUUUAUAUUGUUUGUAUAUAAUUCUGUCAGAGAUGUGUUCAUUCCAGCAACUACUUUCGAUUUUUUUUUUUUUUUUUUUAAUGGUUGCAUUUUUUAUUUAGG